Molecule: messenger RNA, 384 nt
Organism: Nematolebias whitei (Rio pearlfish)
Lineage: Eukaryota; Metazoa; Chordata; Actinopteri; Cyprinodontiformes; Rivulidae
Product: tyrosine-protein kinase Srms-like
Exons: 1
Coding region: 1-384 (127 amino acids)
Molecular function (GO): protein binding
Source: RefSeq, a predicted model, not a curated record
AUGGAGAGCUGCUGUCGGUCCUGUUGUCCCUGCUUGAGGCGCCUCUGGAACCGGAUCUGGCCCGAGGAUCGCUACCCGAGCGGCGCGAACAACAACCACAUGGUCAUCGCGAACCCGGCCCAUGUGUCCGAGAUCCGAACCGUGUCGGGCGACGUGCGCGUGCCGUCGCCCCAGAAGCGUCCGGUCCAGCUGUACGCGGCGCUGUAUGACUUCGAGGCCCGGAGCGACGACGAGCUGUCGGUGAGGGAGGGGGACAAGCUGUCGGUGAUCGAGAAGAGGGGGGAGUACGUGCUGGCCACCAGGCUCACGGGCUCUCGGCAGUCCGGACUCAUCCCGGCCAACUACGUGGCUCUGCUGCAGGACGAGUUCGCCAAACACAAGUGA